GACCGCAUUGCGGUCCUACUAUUUUAGACGGGACAAGAUGUGAAAAUUGCAAUAAAAUGACCAAGAUAAAGAAUUUAAUGAGUUUUGUGACCCAGUCACGGGCCAUUUCACACCCCAAUCCCAGGGAGCACAUCCUGAACUGCCUGACCUAUGGACUUCUGGUGAUCGUAGCCCUCUGCGCGGGUUUCCUGCUGUGGGACCUCUCCAACAGUCCCCGCGAUGGGUUCUUCCACGGGAAAAGGGACUCGCACAAACUGAUCCUGGACCUGGAGCACAUUCAGGAGGUCUCCCUGAACCCCGAGGGCGAGCAGCGGGCCCGGAACGUCAACUGCACCUUUUGGGACUGCCUGAACAUAUACAAGUGCGAGCACGACCGCCUGAAGGUCUACAUCUAUCCGCUGCAGGAGUUUGUGGACGAGCGGACCGACAAGGUGGCCACCACGCUGUCCAGCGAGUACUUCCAGAUCCUCGAAGCGGUACUCAAGAGUCGCUACUACACCUCGAAUCCGAAUGAGGCGUGCCUCUUCCUGCCCAGCCUGGAUCUACUCAACCAGAAUGUCUUCGACAAGCACUUGGCAGGUGCAGCUCUGGCUUCCCUGGACUUCUGGGACCGGGGAGCCAACCACAUCAUCUUUAACAUGCUGCCCGGCGGAGCUCCAUCAUACAACACCGUGCUGGAUGUGAAUACGGACAAUGCCAUCAUCUUUGGCGGUGGCUUUGACUCUUGGUCGUAUCGACAGGGCUUUGAUGUCGCCAUUCCUGUGUGGAGUCCGCGCCUGGUGCGGCAACAUGCCCAUGCCACAGCCCAAAGGAAGUUCCUUUUGAUAGUGGCCCAACUGAAUAUCCUCCCUCGCUUCGUGAGGAACCUGCGGGAGUUGGCCAUGGCGCACAGCGAGCAGCUACUCCUUUUGGGAGCCUGCGAGGGUUUCGAUCUCGCCAUGCGUUGCCCCCUGUCGCAGCACCACAAAUCCCUGGAGUAUCCUAGACUGCUGUCACGCGGCAAAUUCUGCCUGCUAACCCGCAGUCUUCGCUUGGGUCAGCCCGAUCUGGUGGAGAUAAUGUCGCAGCACUGCAUUCCCGUGAUUGCCGUGGAUAACUAUGUGAUGCCCUUCGAGGAUGUGAUCGAUUGGUCGCUGGCCUCCGUUCGCAUACGCGAAAGCGAGCUGCAUUCCGUGGUGCAGAAGCUAAAGACGAUAUCCAGCGUUAAAGUCGUUGAGAUGCAAAAGCAAGUUCAGUGGCUGUUCUCCAAGUAUUUCAAGGAUCUGAAGACCGUCACGCUGACUGCUCUAGAGGUGCUGGAGAGUCGAAUCUUUCCGCUGCGAGCACGCAGCAGUCGCCAGUGGAACGCCAUUGACACCAACGCCCGUUCCACCUUCAAUCCCCUUUUCCUGCCUUCGCUGGCGCCAAAGUCGCAGGGUUUUACCGCCGUCAUCCUCACCUACGAUCGCGUGGAGAGUCUCUUUCUGCUGAUCCAGAAGCUGGCUGUGGUGCCCUCGUUGCAAAGUAUUUUGGUGAUUUGGAACAACCAGAAGAAGUCUCCGCCGCACUUGUCCACAUUUCCAUCUAUAUCGAAGCCCUUGAAAAUUCGUCAAACCAAGGAGAACAAGCUUUCCAACCGAUUCUAUCCAUAUCCAGAAAUCGAAACGGAAGCUAUUUUAACCAUAGACGACGACAUCAUCAUGCUGACAACAGAUGAGUUAGAUUUUGGCUACGAGGUCUGGCGUGAGUUCCCCGAUCACAUAGUCGGCUUUCCCAGUCGCAUUCAUGUCUGGGACAAUGUCACCAUGCGCUGGCACUACGAAUCGGAGUGGACGAACCAGAUAUCCAUGGUACUUACCGGAGCUGCCUUCCAUCACAAGUACUGGAGCCACAUGUACACACAUGCCAUGCCCGGGGACAUUAAGGAUUGGGUGGAUGAGCACAUGAACUGCGAGGACAUUGCCAUGAACUUCCUGGUGGCCAACAUCACAAACAAUCCACCCAUAAAGGUAACCCCUCGAAAGAAGUUUAAGUGCCCCGAGUGCACCAAUACGGAAAUGCUCUCCGCCGAUCUGAAUCACAUGCGGGAACGGUCAGCAUGCAUUGAUCGCUUCUCCAAGAUCUACGGCCGUAUGCCGCUGCGCACGGUGGAGUUUAGAGCGGACCCGGUGUUGUUCCGGGACAACUUCCCGGACAAGUUGAAGCGCUACAACGACAUUGGUAGCUUAUAAGAGUCCUAAGCUCUGAACAUGACAUUCCAGUGGAACCGUAGGAGAUAUACCAAAGACUUGUGGGCUCAACUCCUCUAAUGGAAAACUUUAGUUGCAGUCGAAUAUAUCAUAGGAAUAUCUUAUUGCCAUCAUAUCUGGAUCUCGCUUAGAUGUGAAAUGUGAAAGAGGCGAUUAAUAGGGGCUGUUCCGGUUUUAU
Molecule: messenger RNA, 2406 nt
Organism: Drosophila suzukii
Lineage: Eukaryota; Metazoa; Arthropoda; Insecta; Diptera; Drosophilidae
Gene: sotv
Product: exostosin glycosyltransferase sotv
Cellular component (GO): membrane
Molecular function (GO): glycosyltransferase activity
Source: RefSeq, a predicted model, not a curated record